AUGACUCUCGACGACAAGAAAAAUGGCGGAGAACGUGCCUCCUCACCCAAUCAUACCUUGAUCGUGGAUAUCGUUAUCACCCCUGUCGCUUUCCACGACAUGCCCCUGCUGAACAGUGUUGGUGUCCACGAACCCUUUGCACUCAGGAGCAUUGUUGAGAUCGUCGUUGGUAAUGGCAUAUAUGGGCUUGGCGAAUCAUAUGGCGACCAUGCCCACUUGGACCGAAUGAGGCAAGCAGCUAUCAAGAUCAGAGGCCUCCAAGCCCACAAUACAAACGCUGUUUACCAAGCCGUUGUAGAAUCACUUGCCUCGGACAGCAACGUCGGUGGAGAUGGCAUGAGCGGGAUGGUGACCGGGACAUCGACGGCCGCGAAGGUCUUUUCCCCGUUUGAAGUCGCCUGCCUUGAUAUCCAGGGGAAGCUUGCCGGUGUCCCAGUUUGUGAUCUACUUGGUGGGCGCGUAAGAGAUCGCGUUCAAUACUCUGCCUAUCUCUUCUAUAAAUGGGGUGGACAUCCGGGUUACCCAGAUGACGAGUACGGUCCAGCUCUUGAUCCCGCGGGAUUAAUCAAACAAGCCCACAAGAUCAUCGACGAGUAUGGGUUCAAAGCUAUAAAGCUCAAGGGCGGCGUGUUUCCUCCCAAAGUUGAGGUCGAGGCUAUCAAAGCAUUGCGUGCCGAAUUCCCUGAAUUGCCAUUGAGGCUUGACCCUAACGCCGCAUGGAGCGUCGAGACAUCCAAGUGGGUGGCGAGAGAGCUGGAUGGGAUGCUCGAGUAUCUCGAGGACCCAGCUCCCGAGAUCGGAGGCAUGGCUGCCGUGGCCAAGGAGGCCAAUAUGCCACUCGCAACGAACAUGGCCGUUGUUUCAUUUGAUCACCUCCCAGCCUCCAUCGCACAAGAUGCAGUCCAAAUUGUUUUGUCCGACCACCAUUUCUGGGGCGGUUUGCGUCAGUCAAAGGCAUUGGCAAGCAUAUGUGCCACGUGGGGCAUGCGUUUAUCGAUGCACUCGAACAGUCAUUUGGGCAUAUCUUUGGCAGCUAGUAAUGACGCAUCUGGCGUCUUCAACACCGAACCUAGACUACGCAUGCGACACUCACUGGCCUUGGAAACGACGAGAUGA
Molecule: messenger RNA, 1116 nt
Organism: Diaporthe batatas
Lineage: Eukaryota; Fungi; Ascomycota; Sordariomycetes; Diaporthales; Diaporthaceae
Exons: 2
Coding region: 1-1116 (371 amino acids)
Source: RefSeq, a predicted model, not a curated record